Messenger RNA from Funneliformis mosseae, 510 nucleotides. The record is from the annotation of a GenBank genome assembly. NCBI's taxonomy places the organism in Eukaryota, Fungi, Glomeromycota, Glomeromycetes, Glomerales, Glomeraceae.
AUGUUAGAUCCAUUUUUAAAAACACGAAGACAUUUACAAAGUCACAUUGACAGCAUUAAAGCCGUCGUAUUUAUGAUUAAAUCCGAGAACGAACUUACUAUGGUACCGUCCCGCAGAAAAGCCAAAAAUCAACAAAUUGACUAUGGAUUUUCCAUUCAAUUGAUUAAUAAAGUUUCUUUUCACCUUAGCGAGUUCAUACAUCAGUAUUUAUCAUCCAUGUUUAUGAAGAUAGGAGACUGUCAGCAUUAUCAUACACGGCUUGGAGGCCGCACACCCCGCAUAUUACUGUUCGUUCACCUUACAAUGAAACAAAAGCUAAGGAAUAAAAACUCACCUUUCGCAGGAUUAGUCAUUCGUGUAGUUAUUAACCUAUUAAAUAUAUUAAAGAGAUGGUUAACAUGUUUGUCAAGCAAGUAUAAAAUAGGCAACGACGGCCUCAAUCCGAAUACUAAACGAGCAAUAUCAUCAGCAAUUCAGGACGCAGAUCCCAGGCCAUCAAUCAGUCGCUGA